Molecule: messenger RNA, 2795 nt
Organism: Anopheles coustani
Lineage: Eukaryota; Metazoa; Arthropoda; Insecta; Diptera; Culicidae
Product: putative lipid scramblase CLPTM1
Exons: 3
Coding region: 191-2182 (663 amino acids)
Cellular component (GO): endomembrane system; membrane
Source: RefSeq, a predicted model, not a curated record
GAAGAUUGUCUGCUCUUGUAUUUUUAUAACUUAAUCUGGCUCAAUAGUUGCCUCGCCUGUUUGUUCAAGAUCCGUGUCCAAAGAUAAAUUGCCGGGCACGUGCUUGAUUUCAGUGAUGCAAAGGCUGCUGCGCUAGUGCACCAUAUCUGAAGUUAACUGAAGUGAACAAAUCGGGCAUCUUGUUGGUAGAAUGUCGGAAGAAGAGAACAAUUCCACCGUGUCGCCUACCGAAGGCGAGCCUCUAGUCGAGCAAAGUGAUGCGGACGGCACCGUACAAGAAGGUCAGGCUGGACAACCGCAGCAACAACCAUCGCGUGCCGAAUCAUUUUUUGCCAUCACCAAAUCGCUUAUCCUCCGUGCAUUGAUUAUUUAUUUCAUCUCAUCGUUCUUCCGACGUCCCGCUCCCGAAGCAAAUGUAAAUCAAUCAGCUGCCAAGUCGAAAAUCAACGCUUGGAAUUUGUUUGAAAACGGUACCGUUUUCGAUUUGCACGUCUACAUCUCGGAAGAUCUGUACCAUGUAGAUUUUAACGACGCAAACAGUUUAAUAUGGCUACAAGAAGGAUUAGUUUACGGCGAUUGGUACGGUGGUCGCGAUGGAGAUGGAAUUUUCACCCUCAAUACCCAAAUCCAGGCUUCCGAGCGGUUGAUGAAUAACGGAUCCCUCUAUCUACAUACGUACGUCACAAAAACCGGUCUCAGUCCCAAUCCGGCUGCGGGUGAGGAUUUUGCCGGAAGAAACAUGGGUCACGCGCAGGGCAUGAUCAGUAAAUUCAAGAGGAUAAAACGGACCAAAACCCAUAACUUGCUCGCGGGGGAUAAGGAGAAGUUCGAGAAAGAAUUGGAAGAUGCGCUGGUGGAUGACAAAAUUCUAGCCCACUGGCAUCCAAACCUUACCAUUAAUCUUGUUACGGAUCAAACGAACUGGGUCAAAGGAACAGUUCCGCCGCCACUGGAUGAAUACAUCAAAUUUCUUCCCGGUGGGCAGACUUACCUUCCUAUCGUUUUCUAUAACGACUACUGGAACAUGAUGCGAGAUUAUCAGCCCAUUAAUCAUACCACUCCAGUGUUGGAUCUAAACCUAUCCUAUCAGCCGCUAUCUCUCUUCAAAUGGCAGCUAUACGCAGCACAGACAAUGCGCAACAAAUGGGCGAACAACAUGUUCACGGAGGCACUGUCCGGGGGAUCUGAAACGGAUGAAGACCAGGAUUCAUUGAAGGAAGCCCUGCUCGAUACGAACCCAUAUUUGCUGGGUAUAACAAUCGUAGUGACGAUCCUACAUAGCGUAUUCGAAUUGCUGGCAUUUAAGAAUGAUAUACAGUUUUGGAAUAAUCGCAAAUCCCUGGAGGGACUCUCUGUGCGUUCCGUAUUCUUCGGUGUCUUCCAAUCGCUGAUCGUGUUGCUGUACGUUUUGGACAAUGAGACAAACUUCAUGAUAAAGGUCAGCUGCUUCAUCGGACUGGGUAUCGAGGUGUGGAAGAUACAGAAAGUAGUAAACAUCAACGUGAGCAAGGAAAAUCUCGUGUUUGGCUUUUUGCCUCGCGUCAGCUUCACAGACAAGGGCUCGUACGUCGAGUCCAGUACUAAGCAGUACGACAAUCUUGCAUUUAAGUACCUAGGCUGGGUUUGUUUCCCCCUUCUGGUGGCCUACAGCAUUUACAGCGUGCUUUAUCAGGAACACAAGGGAUGGUACUCGUUUGUGCUUAACAUGCUGUACGGAUAUUUGCUCACGUUCGGCUUCAUCAUGAUGACCCCGCAACUGUUUAUCAACUACAAGCUAAAGUCGGUGGCACACUUGCCAUGGCGUAUGCUGACCUACAAGUUCCUGAACACUUUCAUCGAUGAUAUCUUUGCAUUUGUCAUCAAAAUGCCUAUGAUGUAUCGGAUUGGAUGCUUCCGGGACGAUAUCGUCUUCUUCAUCUUCCUGUACCAGCGCUGGAUGUACAAAGUUGAUUCGAAGCGUGUUAACGAAUUCGGUUUCUCGGCAGAGAUGUUGGAGAAGAAGAAUGAUGCAGCCCCAUUAGCAUCUUUGCCGGAAGCGGCGGCCGUCAGCAGUGGAGACGAACAAACCGAACCGGGAAGCCAACCUUCCUCACCGAAUGGGAAGAAAAAGAAAAACAAAAAAUCAUCGCCCAAACGGAAAGGGGCUGCCAGCAAAUCCAAUGCGGAGAAGAAAGAUGACUAGGAGCAUUCGAACUAACAGUACCAGUUGCUAAAUAAGUAGUGCGCUUUUUGCUCCUUUCUCUGUUCGAACAAGUUUUUAGACAAUUGUUGACUUGUAAUUGUGUUUCUAGGUGCGUGCGUUGCGCUAGCAAAUUAGAUUAUUUUCUGUCACAUCAAUCUUAAUUUUAUUGGCCGUAGUCAGAUGGUGACAAUGCUCAUAUCGAUAUGGACAUUAUUUAAGCAGCAUAUCCCACUAAUCGUAGUACAGGUAUCGGACCCAAAUCCAACCAAUAAUCUAAGCUUCACAGGGCUCAUUAAUUUCUCUGAGACUCCCUCGAAAAGGAGUGCAAAGGCGAAAAAAUGUGUAUUGCGCAAGGAGUACGUGUUGAUGUGAUGUGGUAUGAUAACACGCAGUGUGAAACUCAAAAACGAUGAUAAAAGACAAGCUAAGCAUGAGUGUUAAUCGUGAUGUACGUUUUGCAUUUAAAUUGUACCAUGAUGACCUAAGAAGCAUGAAUGGCAUGUAACCCAACACCAGCGACGAUGUAACGGAACGUAACAGUGACGUCAUCAAAACAAAAGUAGAUCUGUCAAAUAUAUGUUUUGUUAGUGAAAGCUGCUGUGCACGCAACGUA